Talaromyces marneffei is the source of this 702-nucleotide messenger RNA. RefSeq lists its product as uncharacterized. The transcript has a single exon. Bases 1 to 702 code for a protein of 233 amino acids. Gene Ontology annotation, biological process: response to heat; protein folding; response to hydrogen peroxide. NCBI's taxonomy places the organism in Eukaryota, Fungi, Ascomycota, Eurotiomycetes, Eurotiales, Trichocomaceae. The record is from RefSeq and is a predicted model, not a curated record.
AUGACGUUCUACACUACAACUCUCUCCCCUGGCGACUUCCUGCCUCUCUUCCAGUUGAUGGAUGACUACUGCGAUACUCGCCGCGCAACAAACGCCCAGUCCAGCCGUGGCAAACCAGCUGCAGCUCCUGCUGCUCCAUCCACUCCUGCAACCCCUGCAAAGCGUCAACUCUCUUCUUUCACACCUAAAUUUGACGUGCGGGAAGCAGACCAAUUCUACAUCCUCAAUGGAGAACUACCCGGCGCUCAACAGGAAAACAUCGAGAUCGAAUUCACCGAUACCGAGACCAUGGUAAUCAAGGGCCAGAUCGAGCGCAACUACGACGUCACCUCACCUUCCUCAGAAGAAUCUACCCACGACAACGACGAUGUCAUGUCUGUUCAUAGCGACAGCGCAUCAAGCACGCAUUCAAACUACCACUCACCCACAGUCGAGGAUGAGGAUGAAGAUGGCGUCGUCAAAGUCAAAGCAGCCCAGUCUACAAGCAAUGUAGCCACAAAGCACCAGCCACAGUCAGAAGCUCAACAACCAAAAUACAAAUACUGGGCUUCGGAACGCUCAAUUGGAACUUUCCAGCGCACAUUCACCUUCCCGACUCGUGUUAACCAGGACGAAGUCAAGGCUGUAUUCAAGAAUGGUAUCUUGUCGGUGUUUGUGCCAAAGCAAGCCAUUCAAAAGGCCAAGCGGAUUCGCGUUGAAUAA